UUUUUAAAUGAAGAUUUUGUUAAUUUUCUAAGUGACAAUUGUAAUAGUAAACUAUGUUUUGUAGUUUUUCACAGGAUGGUGGAUCAUUAUAUACAUUGCUGCUCGAUACCCUGAGAUGGAAGAUUUUAAUCACGCAUAUCAUGUUUGUGGUGUCAUUGGUACAAUUUCUCUUUUCAUGAUAAAUUCAGUGUCAAAUGGACAAGUUGGUGGUGAUGCUUAUACAACUGGUUGCUUAGGACAAAGAGGGGCUAGAGUAUGGUUGUUUCUAGGUUUUGUACUUGGAUUUGGUUCACUAAUCGCUUCUUGCUGGAUAUUGUUUGGCGUUUAUGUUAUUCCAAUGAAAGAUCCUCAAGGUCCUGGAGUUGCGGUGUUUCUGCAAAACAUCUUCAUUUUCCUUGGGGCUCUGGUUUUUAAGUUUGGACGUUCAGAAGAUCUUUGGGGUUGAAAGACUUAUGUUUCAUUGAAUUUGAUUUCUGUAAUAUUUAUUCAUUUCAUAUAUGAGUUAUUAUUUUGUACAUUUGCAUUUGUAAAAAAUAUGUUCUAGUUUUAGGUUUUUUUGUAAUAAAAUUUGUUUAUGUAUGUUA
Molecule: messenger RNA, 584 nt
Organism: Uloborus diversus
Lineage: Eukaryota; Metazoa; Arthropoda; Arachnida; Araneae; Uloboridae
Product: transmembrane protein 50A-like
Exons: 5
Coding region: 116-445 (109 amino acids)
Biological process (GO): late endosome to vacuole transport via multivesicular body sorting pathway; protein targeting to vacuole
Source: RefSeq, a predicted model, not a curated record